AUUGAAACAUAACCACAACCUCAGUGCUGCUGCAUACAAGAGCAUUAGCUGUUUGCUGGGCAGCCUAAUGGGCAAACGUCACUUACGGCUCCAUAGAGCCCUAGAGUCAUGUCAUCACAAAAAGAAAAAAAAAGAAGAAGAAGAAGAAGUAUGCAAACCAGAGACCUCAGACAUUAGUAUCUCAUUUCAGUUUUGACUUUGAGCAGCAAAGAACAAGUCUAUGAUUUAAUUUUCUAAAACGCACAUGCAGACUCUGCAGUUCAGCAGUUUACUAAUGCAUAAUUUUUGAGCUGGCAAUUAACAUUACAGGUGGUUUGCCAAGCUUUUCGGUUUGUAGGACUGUUUAGUACUGAAUGUCAGUGAUGUUGAACAGCACUAGUGGCCUUUGGGUGGUCACAACACCCAGUGUUCUAUCAAGUGUCAGUUACUCCGAGAUGACUAGUAAGCAAAGCGCAACAACCUUUGUUUACCCAAGUGUUGAGGAACCAUGUGAUUAUGGACCCCAUGCAAGCCGUUUUCUCCCAGUGCUCUACUCCCUGUUCUUCGUGGUGGGCUUCCUGGGAAAUAUGCUGGUGCUGUGGGUGAUCCUGAGAGGUGCUCAGAUGAAAAGCAUGACUGACGUGUCUCUCCUUAACCUGGCCAUUGCUGACCUCCUACUCAUCUUUUCUCUCCCUUUCCUGGCUCACUAUGCCCAAGGUCCCUGGGUUUUUGGUAAUGCCAUGUGCAUGUUGGUCCUUGGUGUGUACUACAUUGGAUUUUAUGCUGGCAUUUUCUUUAUUGUGCUGAUGAGCAUUGACAGAUACUUGGCUAUUGUCCAUGCUGUGUUUGCCUUGAGAAUCCGAACAAAGGCUAAUGGGAUUUUAGCGAGCAUGGCGAUUUGGAUUAUAGCGAUUGCAUCAUCAUUUCCUGAGCUACUGUAUAUUGGAGUUAUAAAUGGCUCAGAAAAAAUUUGCAGUGCUUAUCCAGUAGAAAAUCACACAGUACACAAUCAUGCAAGAAGUGUAGCUUUCAUUAAAAUGAAUGUUUUGGGCCUGCUAAUUCCGCUGAGUAUUGUGGGAUUUUGCUACUCAAUGGUACUGCGACAGCUUCAGACGGUUCGUAAUUCCAAGAGACUGGCCAUUCGUCUUGUUGUUGCGGUCAUGGUAGUCUUCUUCUCCUGUUGGACACCAUACAACAUUGCAGCAUUCCUCAAAGCACUGGAAUUGUGGGAAAUCCUGGCCACAAACUGUGAGUCAAGUAAAAGGAUCCAGCUGAUGCUGCAAGCCACUGAAGCUGUGGCAUACUCGCACAGCUGCCUCAAUCCAUUCCUCUACGUGUUUGUGGGUGAAAAGUUCAGGAAGCACAUCGCUAGGCUCCUCCUCCAGACACCAUGCAUCCAUGUGCAGUGUAUGAAGCGCUACGUGACCCGAGCUGCAGCCUCUGUGUAUUCACAGACCACAAGUGUGGACGAACGCUUAGCUGGUCUCUGAGUGCUGGAGGAACAUGAAAUCUUAUUGUACAACUCCACUUAUAAAUGCACAUUAAUUUUAUAUGUACUGGUGAAAAUCACAUGUGUAUUUGCAUGCUUUAUAUAUUCCUGCAUGUAGAUAAAUAAAGAACACCAUAGUAUGCCCCAAACUGUUCUUUUCGUUGGGGUGGUACCCAUAUGUAUUAUCCACCUAUGUCAUGAAUGUUGUGUCUAUAGUGAAUAUAGGGUAUCUUUUUAAUGUAGAUUUUAUAUAUAAUUGAACUGUAAUUGCAUCUUUGAGUAAAACAUGGAUGAUACCUGAUUUAAAUAUGCCUACGUCUACAAAAGAUUGUUGUUGAUUGACUGAAGUGUUGUUUUUGCACAUCGUCAGAAAUCACCACCAUAAAUACUGGAGACAGUAUAAUACCAUGUGACUGACUUUACAGUCUAAAAUUGUGUCUGAAAUCUCACAAAUAUAUAUUACUGAUAGCUACUGAGUACUAAUGCUAAUCAUUUUCCUCCUUCUGCUUCGUGUUUGAAUUUUUAAAAUGUCUGUCUUGAGUACCAGCCUUCUGAAUUAUUUACUUUCAAAGGUCGAGUCAGAGUUUUCUGCAGACACAGCUCCAACAAUGGCAACAACCAUGAUGAAAGUGGAAAGUUUUAAUGAGAAACAUUGUGUUUAAAGCAUAUAUGCAGAACCAUGGCCUCACUUUUUGUUUAUAAAUGCCUUGAGACCUCAAGAAUGGCACAGGAAUAGUUUUAAGCAUUAACAAUAAAUCUAAUAUUGUAAUUUUUAUGAUUAAAGUGAUUUAUGUAGGUAGCGGUCUGAGUGAAUGACCUUGAUGUCUGUGACCUCACAGCAGGAAGUCUAUCGGUCUCAUCGCCAUUUCCACUAUACUAAAACACAGAGCUGACUGCAACUCUGAUCCUCCUUUUUGAGCUAAUUUAUUGUCAUGCCACGUAGAUGUGUUGCUGGUGGGUGCAGCAACAUGACAGAAUGUGGAUUUACGUUGCAUUCAUGGCCCAAGAAUGUUCAAACUGCAAAGAUUUGGACACGUUUUACGAGAAGUUCACGGGCACAUUGGGCGCCUACAACAUGGUCUCUUCUCUGCUCUGCAUAUUUUACUGAAGACUCAUACGAGACCUCUGAUCUGUUGAGGAGCGUUGGCUAUAAGCUCAUAUUGAAAGAGGGUGCAGUACCAACAAUUAAGGAAAAAUAAAACUAUGAGAAAAGGAAAGUAAGUUCAGUUGCACCAGUUCUCUGGGAGUGUGAGCCGAGGGUUGUUGCUAAAACCCAGGAUGGAAUGGGACAUAUUAUUGCUCAGGCAGUGACCUCCCCGCGGUUGUUGCUAAAACCGGAGAUGUCCCGUCCCGGGUUUUAGUAAUUGCCUGAGCCAAACACUAAUGGCAGAGUACUCAGUAUGGAGAAAAUAGAGAAUGAGUGGACCAGCUGUCUGAUUCCUCCACUGGAUAUGCUUGGCUCAGCAGCAAUAUCUCACCCUUACAUGGAAAAAGCGAAUGAAUGGAGAACUGAACGAACAACUGAAAGUCAGAUUGUUUCAAAACAAUCAGCCACAAGAUCGGCCUUCAAGAAGCAAGAACAUAGACUGGUAAGCUGCGACACUCAUUUGAUACAAAAACAACAACACUUCUUGUUUACCUGCAUUUAGAUUAAUCCAUGCAACUUGUACUGUGUAUUCAAGUUAUCGGUAUAAGAUUAUUUAAUGUGCUUCAGAAUGUGAUUGUCUUCGUUCACCUGAUUAUUUAAUUAGCCUUUUAUGUUUUAUCAGUGAAAAUGCAUGUAUGUACAUGUAUGUUGCAUAAGUUACUGUAUAACUUAUAUACAGUAACUUGACCCUGUUGGGUUCUUCUGUCACAUUCCACCGAAAAGUGCCCUACUGUUGGCGUCUUAUUGGUGAUGUACUAUUUAACCCAUAGCUGGAACCCAGGCAGUUGCUAUCAGAAUCAAAAGCACUUUAUUGCCAGGUAUGUUACACACAUGAGGAAUUUGACUCCGGUUCGACUUAGCUUUCAUAGUACAGACAGAAAAAAAGUAUAGGGGAAAAAAAAAUACACACACACACACACAGAGUCUCACUGCAGUGAACUCCAGGGGGAUAAUCGCGUUUCUACAGAAACGGCCUUGAAGGCAGCGCUGGCUAGGAGAGCCAAGAUAAGAUUGGAAUUUGUUUAGACGUGUCCUUUGUCGCUUAACCCGCUUGUUCAUUCUGGCCACCAAAAUGAUCCAUUUCUCUUUGCAAAGCCAUCAACUUCUCCAUGGUGUUAUCAAUGUUGCGACUCAAGUUCUACAGCCACAGUCUGAUUGCCAACGGCUCUGCCCACCGCUUCAAAUUCAUGUCGGGCAGCUUUGUGGGGCUUUGAACAGCUGCCCCCGUUAACUGAUUUCCUCGAUACACCAGGGCAAUGCCAAGUCCAAUCAGCAAAAAUCCUGUGAUCAUGGUUCCGAAUAGGUAAAUAUCCUCAAUGUCCUCCACGGAAAGAAUCGCCAAGCACACCACACGCCACUUCUCCCAGGCAUCCAUGGUGUAUCCGGCUGCAAACGUUCCGGCAGGACAGGCAGGUUCCCCCGAACCCCAGGCUUCUCAUCGAGAAGAUUGUGUCAAUUGCAUGAAGUGACCAGUUGAUCAAAUCCAUAAUUUCGAUUCGGAGAACAGUGCAGGAAGGGUCUCUCAGACAAGACGAGUUCACAGAAGCAAAGCAGGAGAGAGGCUUGUCAGGAAGGGAGAGGAGACGAGAGAUGAGAGGAAAAAACACCCACACAUUUCGCUCCUAUCAGGACCAGAAUAUGUAGGCAUUAAAAAAAAACUCAGCGCAGCAUUCCGUGAAGCACGGAGAAGAAUUAACAACAAUUACACAAAAACAUAGAAAAACAUAGAAAGUAUGAGAGAGCAAAGUCCCGUGGCAGCCAUCUGCGGCGCCAUCUUGGAUGGAAAGAUUUUUUUUUUUUUUUGCUACCACUCUGGGUCAGAGUAGAUCUGGGAGCAAUGGUGAUUAAGGGGUAACUCCACUUUUCCCAAAUCUGGUGAUUUCAGACAAUAAUACUGGAAAUGUAUAUUUGUAUGUAUAUUUCUGCAGAAUGAUGGAAUAUGCUUUGACAAAUGUAUGAAAUGAAACAAUGUGUAUUUUAUUUACUUAUUUUAUUUACUUUUUUUUUUUCUUGGGGUCAACUGGUGAAAGUUGUUUAAAAAUAUAAAGUCUGUGGAGAUUUUAGUGGUUUUCUGCCUCGACUGUUGCAAUAUGAUGUUCAUGUUCUUAUUUUUCCUUGUUUUAUUCUUGAUUUUUUUUGUUCCUCUAUGAAAAAAAAUCUCUCUUUAUGCAUCUUCUCAUUCUCAUGUAUUUCAUCAGAAUAUUUUUGAAGAUAUCACCAGAUGAAAGAUUGCAUCUGCAAUUUUCUUUUGUUGUUGCCAAGGCAGGUGCAGAUACAAGUUGUGGCAUUGCUACCAUAUAAUCAAUAUUUUGUGAUUUAAAAGUGCAUCUUCUUACUCCCUUCAUUUCUGUUUAUUAAAUUUACAGCAUACUGAAGAGAAGUUGUUAAUUUUGCAAGUUCACAAAGUGAGAAGGGUGUGGUUUGAAAUAAAAUUUGCAUUUAUCUCCAAAA
This is a messenger RNA of Neoarius graeffei (lesser salmon catfish), 5066 nucleotides long. RefSeq names its product C-C chemokine receptor type 5-like. NCBI's taxonomy places the organism in Eukaryota, Metazoa, Chordata, Actinopteri, Siluriformes, Ariidae. The record is from RefSeq and is a predicted model, not a curated record. The transcript is spliced from 4 exons. Gene Ontology annotation, biological process: G protein-coupled receptor signaling pathway; chemotaxis; immune response. The coding region runs from base 354 to 1469 and encodes 371 amino acids. Gene Ontology annotation, molecular function: chemokine receptor activity. Gene Ontology annotation, cellular component: membrane.